AUGUCAACCAGUAUCGCAUCUUCUGCGAUGAUUUCACCUCAAUCUUCUGCGUUACAUCAAACCACAUCUGCCACGACAACGACAACGGCAACCACAACGAAUUCUAAUAACGGAGAUCACAGCAGUAACAGUAGCAGCAAUAGUAAUAGCAAUGGUAGCAGUAGCGGUGCUCAUCCAAACAACUAUUUUCAACAUUAUCCAGUACCAAAUUUUCAAGUGCAACAGGAUUCAAUCCCAAGCUUGGUCUCGAAACGAAGUGCUACAUGGCGGUAUAUGCAACGGGUUCAUCAAGGUGGGAUGGUCCUCUAUAAUACAGCCAUGUUAUCAGAAAUGGAUUUAAGACGCGGAUAUGCUGAUGAGAAGAAUCAUAGGAGGGCAUUACAAUACUUUUUACUUGGAACAUCUUUAGCAACAGUUCUGGAAAUCCCUAAUGUAGGCGACUGUCUCAGGGCACUUCAAGUGGUGAUUCAAGAAUAUGAGUAUUUCACAGCAUCCGAGUCACGGUCAAAAAUGAUGUUCCUAAAAGCAACAGGUCGGAAAGUAUUAUCGGACGUAAAGUCUUUUGAAGAGACAGGCGAGUAUUCAUUACUAGAAGUCCGUCAACUGCCGUUCAGUCUAGACUAUGUAAUAACAUUCGCGUCGCUGUGUGAUAUGAUCGCGCAAGUCUAUGAGAAACUAGGCACAGAAGAUCGUCCCUGGACAUUGACAAAUGCUGAAAUCUUUCAAAAAAUUGAUAACCGCUUCAAGAAAAUAUUGACGGUUGUAUCAAAGGAACUAGAAACGAUGGCCAAGGAGAUUAUGGUGGGUGAGUUGAACGCAAUGGAUCCACUUGGCACAUCAACCAAUGAUCAUGACUGGGAUCUUUGA
Messenger RNA from Lobosporangium transversale, 867 nucleotides. RefSeq lists its product as hypothetical. The record is from RefSeq and is a predicted model, not a curated record. Lineage: Eukaryota; Fungi; Mortierellomycota; Mortierellomycetes; Mortierellales; Mortierellaceae. The transcript is spliced from 5 exons. Bases 1 to 867 code for a protein of 288 amino acids.